Molecule: messenger RNA, 1393 nt
Organism: Alexandromys fortis (reed vole)
Lineage: Eukaryota; Metazoa; Chordata; Mammalia; Rodentia; Cricetidae
Gene: Asmt
Product: acetylserotonin O-methyltransferase
Exons: 8
Coding region: 284-1339 (351 amino acids)
Biological process (GO): melatonin biosynthetic process; methylation
Molecular function (GO): acetylserotonin O-methyltransferase activity
Source: RefSeq, a predicted model, not a curated record
GUCAUCUGGGUGCUUGGUGCAGGGUGAUCCAGGUGCAGUGUGCUGUAGGUGCUGGGUCGUCCUGGUGCUAGGUCUGAGUGAUCUGGGUACCAGGUAAAGAGGGUGCUGGGUGCUAGGUCAUCCAGGUGCUGGGUCACCGAGUUGCCGUGUCUGCUGUGUGCCAGGCGCCCCGGGUGCUGCGCUCAGUCCCUCCCCCGCCAACUCCCCCGCCCACGCCCGGCCGUAACCGGCUCCGGCCGGCUCAUCCCGGAUUGACCCAGUUCCCAGCACCCGGGGGUGGAAGAUGGCGGAGGCCACGCAGGGGAACCCGGAGGACGGGGAUUUCCAGCUCCUCAUGGACUACGCGCACGGCUUCAUGGUCUCGCAGGUCCUCUUCACGGCCUCUGACCUCGGCCUGUUCGAGGCCCUGGCCCCGGGUCCCCUGGAUGCCGCUGCGGUCGCCCGGGCCCUGGGUUCGAGUCCUCGCGGGACGCGGCUGCUGCUGGACACCUGCGCGGGGCUGGGGCUCGUGAGCGCGGAGGAGGACGGUGGGGGAGGAGGCCCCGCCUUCUCCCUCACGCGUCUCUCGCGCCUCUUCCUGCUGGCGGGCAGCCCCCUGUCUCAGCGCUCGAUGCUGCGCUACCUGGCGGGGACGACGGCGCGGUGCUGGGGCGAGCUGGGCGGGGCCGUGCGGGAGGGGCGGAGCCAGUACGCGCGAGCCGUUGGCGUGGCCACGCGGGAGCCGUUCGAGGCCAUUUACAGGUCCCACGCCGAGCGCCUGCUCUUCAUGCGCGCACUGCAGGACACCUGGAGCGUCUAUGGCGCCCGCGUGCUCACGGCCUUCGACCUCUCGGAGUUCAGGGUCAUCUGCGACGUCGGCGGCGGCUCCGGGGCCCUGGCCGCGGCCUGCGCCCGCCUCUACCCCGCCAGCUCGGUGUCCGUGUUCGACGUCCCGGACGUCGCCGCCGCCGCCCGCGCCCACUUCCGGCGCCCACGAGGGGACCCGGCAGUCCGCUUCCUGGGAGGCGACUUCUUCCGGUCCCCGCUCCCGCGCGCCGACCUCUACGUCCUGGCCCGGGUCCUGCACGACUGGACGGACGCGGACGCCGCGCGGCUGCUGGCGAGGAUCGGGCGCGCGGGCGGACGGGGCUCCGCCCUGCUCCUGGUCGAGGCCGUGCUGACCCCCGGGGGCCGCGGCCCGGCGCGCGCACUGCUGAUGUCGCUGACGAUGCUGCUGCAGACGCGCGGCCGCGAGCGCACGGAGGCCGAGUUCCGCGCCAUGGCCGCCGCCGCCGGCUUCGCCCGCUUCCAGCGCCGGCCUACCGGGGGCGACCUCGAGGUCAUGCUGGCCAGGAAGUGAGGUCGUCGGGGCUGGGUCAGGGCGGGCGGGGCCAAUAAAGCGACUUCCUCUGUG